AUGUGGUUUGGAAGAAAUAAAAUUAAACCUAAGAACAAUACCUUUAUCAGGCAAUGGAUGACAAAAUAUUCGGAGAAAUCACCGCGCUUGAAGGUUAUAUCACAAUAUUUAAAAUUGUAUUAUGAAUAUUCCACUAUAAACAGUUUGAAAUACUUAGCUGAUUCUCGCAGACCUUGGUUUGAAAGUUUUAAGGCAAAUAUCACGAACCAGACAGUCGAUGAAAUUCUCAACUUGUUAAUGCAGUUGGGCAAUCUCUACCUUUUUAAUUUUAACUUGGAUGAUAAUUAUGAUGUGGAAUUAGAUAAACUUUUAACAACUUAUUAUAACGGAUCUUAUGAUGUCACUGAAAUAAUGAAAGCUUUGACUCCGCAAUGUUCGAUAAUGUUAUUGAUGUGUAAGCUGCAUGGAAUCUACGAAAAUUGCUCGACACUUUUUAAGUUUCGCAAAACGCAGGACGGAUACUGUUGCACCUUUAAUUACAUACGUGAAAGCGAUGACAUUCUCGAAAUGAACAAUGUUGAGAUGAUUGAGCCGCAAAAAGUGUCGGAUCUCGGAAUAGAACGCGGUUUAACGGUUUUAAUGAAUCCACUUUUGGACGACUGUUUCUAUUCAAUAUUGCCCAUUAAGGGUUGGAAGGUGAUUGUAUUCAAUCCUACCGAUUAUCCAGAUAAGACCAGUGGUGGUGUUACAGAGGUACUCGCAAUGCCUCUUUCCGAGACCUUUCUAGACAUGGUUGCAACACUUUUCGUCAGUACCGCAUUCAUCAAGAAUUUCCCUAGGAAUAAACGUAAUUGUGUUUUCUCAGAUGAGGGAAAAUUAAUAUCUGGUAAUACGAUGUAUACUUACAGUGAUUGUAUCGUCGAUUGUAAGGUUUAUUACAUACAGAAGCACUGUGGAUGCAGACCAUUCUUUUAUCCACGUCGCGGCAAGAAAGAUUAUUCAUCGCGUAUUUGUAAUAGCUUGGACAACCGAUGCCUAAUUAGGCAUAAAGCUAACUGGUCAGCAAUUCUCCCUCACGAGGAAGAACAUACCAAUUUUGAAAAAGAAGAAAGAGCUUUACAUUGUUACAAUUGUUAUGCUUCCUGCAACGAUGACUUUGAUUACGAUGUAUUAAGUUGGAAGACUCAUAUGACUCCUGGUAUAUUUAAUACUAAUUUCUUACUAAAUUAUAAUGUUACUAAUGAAGGAAUAGUACAUAUAUACUUUUCAAAAUACGAGACAAUCAGAUUGAUACAAGACACGUCUUUUUACUGGUAUGAUCUCGUAAGUGAUAUUGGCGGUAUAUGUGGCGUCUUCAUUGGUUUUAGUUUCAUCAGUAUAGUGGAGCUUCUGUACUUCUUUAUGCUCAUGUUUAGCGAUUUUCUCUGUAAAAAAUCGGCCUUGCAAGAAGAUAAAGAUCGCAAAACUAAAAUUCCAUCAGUUCAAACUCAAACCACAGGGGCAAUAUAUUGGAACGAAUUGCAACCGCGAUCCUGGCAUUCGGCGAAAUACGGCAAAUUUUCUAUUAACAGAGCCAGAUAUUGA
This is a messenger RNA of Cyphomyrmex costatus, 1524 nucleotides long. RefSeq names its product sodium channel protein Nach. NCBI's taxonomy places the organism in Eukaryota, Metazoa, Arthropoda, Insecta, Hymenoptera, Formicidae. Bases 1 to 1524 code for a protein of 507 amino acids. The record is from RefSeq and is a predicted model, not a curated record. Gene Ontology annotation, cellular component: plasma membrane. Gene Ontology annotation, molecular function: ligand-gated sodium channel activity. The transcript is spliced from 9 exons. Gene Ontology annotation, biological process: sodium ion transmembrane transport.